AUGGAUGUGGAAAGCGCGGGGUGCUGGCCCGGUUCCAGGAUGGUGGCGGAGGAGGGCAAGACCAGGGCGACCGAUUUCUCCAUCGCCGCCAUCAUGGCCCGGAGCGCCGCGGAGCCGCGCAGUCCCGCCGCCCGCUCGCCGACACAUAUCGGUCUGUCAUCGCGACAGAGUUCACCAGCGUCACUCAGCUCCCAGGCAUCAAGUUGCCGGUCUCCGGUGCCCGACGAAGACGUCGAAGUGGACGUGGAACAGUGUUCUGACGGCGAGCGUGACACCUCCGACCACGCCGUGCCUUCGCCGGCUCCAUCGUCAGAACUAGGGGAGAGAGACACGCCGUCGCCAGCGCGACCUCUGCCGCCGGCGACGUCUUGCAAUUGUGAGGAACUGUUGACUGUAGAUUGUCAACUUGAGACCAAGGACUUAUGGGACAAAUUUCACGAUCUUGGCACGGAGAUGAUCAUCACUAAAACUGGCAGGCGCAUGUUCCCGACGGUGCGCGUGUCGUUCGCGGGGUGUCGCGCGGAGGCGCGCUACGCGGUGCUGCUGGACGUGGUGCCGGUGGACGGCAAGCGCUACCGCUACGCCUACCACCGCUCAUCGUGGCUGGUGGCCGGCAAGGCCGACCCACCCGCGCCCGCGCGCCUCUACCCGCACCCUGACUCGCCCUUCGCCGGCGACCAGCUGCGCAAGCAGGUCGUCUCCUUUGAGAAGGUCAAGCUCACCAACAACGAGAUGGACAAGAACGGACAGAUCGUACUGAACUCGAUGCACCGAUAUCAGCCCCGCAUCCACCUGGUGAAGGUCCGCGAGGGCGGUGGCCCAAUCACCGACUUGUCACGCGAGCAGCAUCGGACCUUCGUAUUCCCGGAGACGGUGUUUACAGCAGUCACUGCCUAUCAGAACCAGCUCAUCACAAAGUUGAAGAUCGACUCCAACCCUUUUGCAAAAGGUUUUCGGGACUCAUCGAGACUCACAGAUUUCGACAGAGACCCAAUGGAGCUAAUGUUGAUGGAACAGCAACUAUUGCGGUCGCCACUGCGCUUGUACUCGAGCGGAACGAGUGUGGCGGGGGCCGAGGAGGAGGCGGAGAAGCGGGCAGCAUGGGCACGGACCCCUCCUGCGCUGCAACUUCUGGCGUUAGGAGGGAGGGCUUGGCCUACCGCCUGGCCCCAGCCUCUAGCUCUACCCCCCGACUUGUGGCUCCAAAAGCCCCCCACCCCACUUCGGUACUGUCCAUACCCACCGCCGGCGCAUCCUGCUACACAACACCCACGUCCGGACCAUUCUCCAUCGCCGCGACAUCCACUGUGA
Molecule: messenger RNA, 1311 nt
Organism: Parnassius mnemosyne (clouded apollo)
Lineage: Eukaryota; Metazoa; Arthropoda; Insecta; Lepidoptera; Papilionidae
Source: the annotation of a GenBank genome assembly